Paecilomyces variotii is the source of this 2532-nucleotide messenger RNA. RefSeq lists its product as hypothetical. The record is from RefSeq and is a predicted model, not a curated record. NCBI's taxonomy places the organism in Eukaryota, Fungi, Ascomycota, Eurotiomycetes, Eurotiales, Thermoascaceae. Bases 390 to 2276 code for a protein of 628 amino acids. The transcript has a single exon.
UACCAGCAAAAUAAUAUCUGCUCAUGGAGCGGCGGCCUCCGCAGGGUCAUGCCCUUAUGAUACGGAGGUGGCGAUUUUGUUUCUGGCCUACUGGUCGCGUCCCCUUCUCCUUUUUAGACGCGUCACGAAUAUCAUCAGGCGUCUUUGUUUGGCACCUUUCUCCAUGCAGUGAUCUGUCCUCCUCAGACACCUCUUAAAUCCUACAGUCUUGCCCCCUCCACACCUGGAGAUACUGUCUCACGUCUAUGCACUAUCCUGCGACACUGGUUCUGUCUUGCCAUUUGUUCUGAGAAGCAGACAAAGCAAGCAGGUCCAGCAGUGGCUACUCCUUUCAUCUCAUUGCAACAUCAAGCACCUCGACUAUCGGACAUCUCCUAUUAGUCGUCAAAAUGCCUCUCUACAUGGGCGGCUGGAUACCCUACCCGCAUCGUGUUCAACUAGACGGUCUACAGGCUCUGAACGCUGUGAAGCUUGCGCCUAAGCUUCUCCAACACCCGGACAUGAGCUCGUCUGAUAUCUACAAGAUCCAGGACGGAGUACGGAACUGUGACAACUUUCUGAAGUACCCUAAGGGUAUGACGCUGCAGUCGUACAGCAAGUUGUCUAAAUUCUUGACUUCUUAUGUCAACCAGCGAGUCCUCUGGUGCCAUGGAGACCGUCAGAACCUUGUAGCGAGCGCAGUGCCAGCGGUGUACGAGCUGUCGAAGAUUGACAAGUCGAAGCUCCCGGAGGAUCUCCGCCUUGCUUUGGAAAGACUCACCGAUUAUGGUGACUUCUAUGAAGAAGUCAUAGAACUACUGAGUUGCAAUUUGUGCUUCGGCGAAAUGCUGCAUAACCAGAUUGACCCACGCACUCAGCGCAGGUUUACCUGGACGGACAUUUCGAAGGACCUGAAGCUAUACCAUGAGUCUCAAAACGGCGCUGACCAUCUUCGCGACACCCCACACUUCGAUCUGAUAUGCAAGGUUUCAGAAAGCAUUCGUGAAGCAGCUCAAGCCAUGGGUGCUCCCAAGGGUGCCGUCGAAUGGCAACUCACACAUUAUGCCAUCUAUCAGGAACACCCCCUGGGGCCGAAGAGACUUCUGCGGACCGGAAACUGGCCUGGUCUUGCAAAGGAGCUCACGGCUUCGCUCCGGGCCUUGGGGGGUCUAUGGAGAGGCCCAUUCGAAGUCGAUUGUCUCCAACGCAACGCAGCACGUGUGAUGAUCAUAGUUCUGAGACUCAUCGAACAACAUUGGUUCAGCAAUAUCUUUCAGGAUGGAAACAGACCUCUCUUUUUUCUCCUGGCAGACAGGGCCGGAGAGCUGAGCCGUCAGAUAGCGGAUACCGGAAGCUACCGUCCCCGUGAGGACAGACGCAGUGUCCCAAUGUUCAACCCAGCCGAUUUGAAUGACGCUCUCUGUGCUAGGGUGAAAAUACGUGACUACUCCCUGACCUGGGACAGUUCCGCAUUCAUAUUGACCUACGAGGGUAUGGACAUUCGCCCUCUUGAUGGAGAGACCUGGCCGCAGGAACUCGAUGGCUAUGGUCUUAUGUCCUUUCUCAAGGUUCAGCCUUCGCGCGCCCAGGCUAUCAUGAAAUUGUGGGAGACCGUGAAAGCAAUCAACAGCAGGCUUGCGGUAGCGCUUCCUCUCGAGGAAUGGGUCCUUGAAAAGAUCAAACACGAUCUUGAAUUCACCAUGAUUUCUGCCCUUCGGUCCCCGUCGUUCUACACGAACAAAUUUCUCGAGAAAGUCCUUCAGGUUGCCGGUCUCGACGACCACGAUAUGGUCAAACUUGGCUUCUCCUCCUUGGCGAACCGCGGAAUUGUAUGUCUGACGACUCACGACGGCAUCGCCGCCAUUGGCGAAGAGCUGCCUGAACACCGGAAGAGCUCUGUUGCCGUGAUCGCGAACCAGCUCGCUUCAGGGUACGUGCCGGGUAACAUGGACUAUAUCCUCCUCACCCCGCAGAUCGAGCACUGCACUAUCCCGAGCGAAAACCCCUGCGCGGUCAUCAUCAUCGAGGCGAUGGACCGUGCUGCCAAUCAGGCAAUCAAGGCCGCCGACGAAGAGCUUGACGAGAUGACAGAGGUCCGGGUUCGCCGCGCGUGGAUAGAUCUCAACCUUGCACUGAGACAUGUCCUCAAUGAAGAUGGACCCAUUGACUACGACGAGAAACUCUGCAAAGAAAUUGUCAUCAACGCUGGAAAGACGAACAUUGAACUUUACAUGUGUCAUUUCGUGCGCCACCCUACCUUUGGACUUCUUCGUCGAGGACAACUUCCUGGGUUCUAGGUGCCCGGCCGAACACAUCAUCAUUCAAUUCAAUACAAAGAAGUCUUCGGAGUGGACAGCUAGGGAAAUUUCAUGUGGUUGUGGACAUGAUGAGAUUGGCAGUUUUCUUUUCUUUUCUUUUACUUACAAUUUUUCCACGGUCUCAUAAGUAGGCGUCAUGACUCCUAUCAUUUGGUAAUUUCUGGGGAAGGGGCGGGGAGCAUGACUACCUGGGUAAUAUUUUCUUGUCUAAAUGUACGAAUACCCUUUUCAGAAC